Messenger RNA from Phyllostomus discolor (pale spear-nosed bat), 3113 nucleotides. It is a transcript of the gene KAT2A, whose product is annotated as lysine acetyltransferase 2A. The record is from RefSeq and is a predicted model, not a curated record. The coding region runs from base 1 to 2586 and encodes 861 amino acids. Gene Ontology annotation, biological process: chromatin remodeling; positive regulation of transcription by RNA polymerase II. Gene Ontology annotation, molecular function: protein binding; histone H3 acetyltransferase activity. NCBI's taxonomy places the organism in Eukaryota, Metazoa, Chordata, Mammalia, Chiroptera, Phyllostomidae. Gene Ontology annotation, cellular component: histone acetyltransferase complex; nucleus. The transcript is spliced from 18 exons.
AUGAGCGCCCGUUGCCCAUGCGGCCCUAGGGCAGGGAGCGCCGCGCCGCGCUCCGCUGCGGGGGAGGCCAUGGCGGAGCCUUCCCAGGCCUCGACCCCAGCCCCGGCCGCGCAACUCCGUCCCCUUCAGUCCCCAACCCCUGCCCCAACUCCGACUCCUACCCCUAGCCCGGCCUCGGCGCCGACCCCGGCUCCCACUCCGGCACCAGCCCCCGCCCCAGCUGCAGCCCCAGCCGGGAGCACCGGGACGGGGGGACCCGGGGUAGGAAGUGGGGGAACCGGGAGCGGGGGGGAUCCGGCUCGACCUGGCCUGAGCCAGCAGCAGCGCGCCAGCCAGAGGAAGGCGCAAGUCCGGGGACUGCCGCGCGCCAAGAAGCUUGAGAAGCUAGGGGUCUUCUCGGCUUGCAAGGCUAAUGAAACCUGCAAGUGCAAUGGCUGGAAAAACCCCAAGCCCCCCACUGCACCUCGCAUGGACCUGCAGCAGCCAGCUGCCAACCUCAGUGAGCUGUGCCGCAGCUGUGAACACCCUUUGGCUGACCAUGUGUCCCACCUGGAGAAUGUGUCGGAGGAUGAAAUCAACCGGCUACUGGGGAUGGUGGUGGAUGUGGAGAAUCUGUUCAUGUCUGUUCACAAGGAAGAGGACACGGACACUAAGCAGGUCUAUUUCUACCUCUUCAAGCUCCUUCGGAAAUGCAUCCUGCAGAUGACCCGGCCCGUGGUAGAGGGGUCUCUGGGCAGCCCUCCAUUUGAGAAGCCUAAUAUUGAGCAGGGUGUGCUCAACUUCGUGCAAUACAAGUUCAGUCAUCUGGCUCCCCGGGAGCGGCAGACCAUGUUCGAGCUCUCAAAGAUGUUCUUGCUCUGCCUUAACUACUGGAAGCUGGAGACGCCUGCCCAGUUUCGGCAGAGGUCUCAGGCUGAGGAUGUCGCUACCUACAAGGUCAAUUACACCAGGUGGCUCUGUUACUGCCAUGUGCCCCAGAGCUGUGACAGCCUCCCCCGCUACGAGACCACUCACGUCUUCGGGCGAAGCCUCCUGCGCUCCAUCUUCACCGUCACCCGGCGGCAGCUGCUGGAGAAGUUCCGGGUGGAGAAGGACAAGCUGGUACCCGAAAAGAGGACCCUCAUCCUCACCCACUUCCCCAAGUUCCUGUCCAUGCUGGAGGAGGAGAUCUACGGGGCGAACUCUCCAAUCUGGGAGUCGGGCUUCACCAUGCCGCCCGCAGAGGGGGCCCAGCUCGUGCCCCGGCCAGCUACGGUCAGUGCAGCUGUUGUCCCCAGCGCCCCCAUCUUCAGCCCUGCCAUGGGCGGGGCCAGCAACAACACCUUGAGUCUGGAUUCCGGAGGUGCUGAGCCCAUGCCAGCAGGCGAGAAGAGGAAGCUCCCAGAGAACCUGACCCUGGAGGAUGCCAAGCGGCUCCGCGUGAUGGGCGACAUCCCCAUGGAGCUGGUCAACGAGGUCAUGCUCACCAUCACGGACCCCGCUGCCAUGCUGGGGCCCGAGACCAGCCUCCUGUCGGCCAACGCGGCCCGGGACGAGACGGCCCGCCUGGAGGAGCGCCGCGGCAUCAUCGAGUUCCACGUCAUCGGCAACUCGCUGACCCCCAAGGCCAACCGGCGGGUGUUGCUCUGGCUCGUGGGGCUGCAGAAUGUCUUCUCCCAUCAGCUGCCGCGCAUGCCCAAGGAGUACAUCGCCCGCCUCGUCUUUGACCCGAAGCACAAGACUCUGGCCUUGAUCAAGGACGGGCGGGUCAUUGGUGGGAUCUGCUUCCGCAUGUUCCCCACCCAGGGCUUCACAGAGAUUGUCUUCUGUGCUGUCACCUCAAACGAGCAGGUCAAGGGCUACGGGACCCACCUGAUGAACCACUUGAAGGAGUAUCACAUCAAACACAACAUCCUCUACUUCCUCACCUAUGCUGACGAGUACGCCAUUGGCUACUUCAAAAAGCAGGGCUUCUCCAAGGACAUCAAGGUGCCCAAGAGUCGCUACCUGGGCUACAUCAAGGACUACGAGGGGGCGACGCUGAUGGAGUGCGAGCUGAACCCCCGCAUCCCCUACACGGAGCUCUCCCACAUCAUCAAGAAGCAGAAGGAGAUCAUCAAGAAGCUGAUCGAGCGCAAACAGGCCCAGAUCCGGAAGGUCUACCCCGGGCUCAGCUGCUUCAAGGAGGGUGUGCGGCAGAUCCCUGUGGAGAGCGUCCCCGGCAUUCGAGAGACGGGCUGGAAACCACUGGGGAAAGAGAAGGGGAAGGAGCUGAAGGACCCGGACCAGCUCUACACAACCCUCAAAAACCUGCUGGCCCAGAUCAAGUCCCACCCCAGUGCCUGGCCCUUCAUGGAGCCUGUGAAGAAGUCAGAGGCCCCUGACUACUACGAGGUCAUCCGCUUCCCUAUCGACCUGAAGACCAUGACGGAGCGGCUGCGGAGCCGGUACUACGUGACGCGGAAGCUCUUCGUGGCUGACCUGCAGCGGGUCAUCGCCAACUGCCGCGAGUACAACCCCCCCGACAGCGAGUACUGCCGCUGCGCCAGCGCCCUGGAGAAGUUCUUCUACUUCAAGCUCAAGGAGGGAGGGCUCAUUGACAAGUAGUCCCCGGCCCGGGGCCUCGCCCUCAGCCUCGGCCUUGAACGCCGCCACCUCAGGUCCCGCUCCGAGUCCUGGGGAGGUCCUGGUGCCGAGGCCCCUCUCGGCCUGAGACACUCCAGCCCCUGAUCCCGUAGCCCUUUCCGGGCCCUUGGGCACCAGGAGCCUGCAGCCCUACCUGCCCUUCCUGGCGUCUGAGCCGGCGGGGGGCUCCUGGGGCUGUGGCUCAGCCAGCCCCUCCACCGGGGCUGCCGGCCGGAGGGUAGACCCUGCCCGCUCUGGUGGCUCUCGGCCCUGGCCCCCGCAGAGCCGUGGAGUCUCAGAGUCCUGGCCUGGCCCAGGUCACUGUCUCCUCAAGGACAGGACCCCCCGGUUUCAGUUUGAGUGGGGGGGCUCCAGUUCGUUGAACUGGAGGGGCCAUGCCUUGCCCUGCACUGUUCUGCCUGUCCCCCAGGGGUGGGGGACGUGGGGACCACUCGUUUCUUGGCAUUAAUCCCUUGGAGGGAUCAAUAAAGCUCUUUUUUUUUUCUCUG